AUGGGUGAAAAUAAAAAAUACAGUGAUAUUAAAAUUCGUGUCGCGAAACGUGAAGACAUGAAUGCUGUUGCUGAAAUGAUUCAAGAACUUGCUGAUUUUGAGAAGAUGUCAGAUGGCCCCAAAAUAUCUGCUAAAGAUCUCCAGCAUGAUGGAUUCGAAGCAAAGCCUCCAGCUUUUCAAUGCCUAGUGGCAGAGGUUCAGGAAAAUGCCAAGAAUCCUAUAGUGGGAUAUGCCUUGUACUUCCCUACAUACUCAACAUGGCAAGGCCGUGCCAUGAUGCUUGAGGACUUAUAUGUGCGAUCUAGUGAUAGAAAAUGUGGAGUAGGCAAAAAACUCUUCAAUGCUGUUGCCAAGGAGGCUUCAUCAUCAGGAUGUUCACGACUGGAAUUUCAUGUGCUGGAGUGGAAUGAUGCAAGAUCAUUCUAUGAAAGGAAGGGGGCUAUUAAUUUAACCAAUUCAGAACAGUGGUGUUACUACCGACUGUCUGGAGAUUCUUUGCAACAGGCCGCUAAAGAAGCUGACUCAUAA
Molecule: messenger RNA, 528 nt
Organism: Pieris macdunnoughi
Lineage: Eukaryota; Metazoa; Arthropoda; Insecta; Lepidoptera; Pieridae
Source: the annotation of a GenBank genome assembly